GUAGCUUGGAGUGCACUCCAGGCAACCUAUGAAAGGCAGAUGGAAGGGGGUGGCACUGUCAAUUCAGAUAUUGUCAAGGGGGUACUCACCAUGAUUGUGCUGUACAACACUUCCUUCAAUGUUGGCAGGACGCCAUCUCGGAGGGUCUAUGUCGUUAACCUACCAUUAACAGAUAGAUGCAAGAGCCUCGUCCUGUAUAUUUUCGCCGUGACCAUCGCUCUGAUCUUCAAUCAAUACGUCAAACCCAUUGCACUUACCGCAAUCACAGAGAAGUACUACAUUGUAUACGGUAUGUGGCUGGUUUGGUUUUUUUUAUUUGUUUAUUUU
This is a messenger RNA of Pseudomassariella vexata, 327 nucleotides long. RefSeq lists its product as uncharacterized. The transcript is spliced from 3 exons. The record is from RefSeq and is a predicted model, not a curated record. The annotation marks the transcript as partial. NCBI's taxonomy places the organism in Eukaryota, Fungi, Ascomycota, Sordariomycetes, Amphisphaeriales, Pseudomassariaceae.